Messenger RNA from Gorilla gorilla gorilla (western lowland gorilla), 9580 nucleotides. It is a transcript of the gene DENND6B, whose product is annotated as DENN domain containing 6B. The coding region runs from base 7347 to 9404 and encodes 685 amino acids. Gene Ontology annotation, cellular component: recycling endosome. The transcript is spliced from 20 exons. Gene Ontology annotation, molecular function: guanyl-nucleotide exchange factor activity. The record is from RefSeq and is a predicted model, not a curated record. NCBI's taxonomy places the organism in Eukaryota, Metazoa, Chordata, Mammalia, Primates, Hominidae.
AUGUCUCACAUCUCCCCCCAUCCAUUCCCCACUGGAGCAGUGACACCUUCAUCCCCUCAGUGGCUCCCGCCAGAGUCCCAAGCUUACCCACCGCUCCGCAUCCCAUCUCUGGGCAUAGGCGAGGCUGACGGCUCCUUCUGCAACAAAGGUCUCGGAUCCGUUCCUUUGCUGCCAUCACUGAUGUCAUCCCCGCCCCAGCUGCACCCCAGAGUUCAACCUUUGUGGCUCUCCUGCUUAAAACCCUGCAGCGCCUCCUUGUUCACCUAGAAUCAGAUCCAGACCCCAUGGGCCCCUGUCCCUCCACCUGCGUCGUGUGGUGUUCUUGCUCGUGGGGGUCUGUCCAUCGGCUGUGCCCGUGGGCUUUCGAUGUGGUCUUUCUGCUGCCUGCAGGCCUCCACUCACCUACCCACACAGGCAGCCUCCUUUCCUCCAGGGAGGCCCCGCAGGAUGAUCUUCUCUGUGUCCUGUGUAACACACACCAGGGAGCUGACCAGCACAGGGGAGGCCCACCUGCAGAUGGAGGGAGGCUUCCCCGCACUGGCGCAAGGAACCUCCUGAGAGGUAGUGAGCUCUCUAUUACCGCAGGUGUCCAAGAUGAGGCCAAAUCAUCAUCAUCAGGAAAGCCAGGCAGCACGUCUCUGUGGUUGGGAGAUACUUUCUAAGGCCCUGCUGAACUCCAAGAGGCCAUAAGAAGCAUAUAGUCUUCUAAACAGAAAAGCGUUAACUCUAGCACUCUCUGGAGCCCCUCCCACCACACACGGUCCCCAGCAGGUGCACAGCCUCAAACAGCACCACUGGGUGGGGGCUGAGUACCAAGAAGUGUGGUGACCUGCCCAGGGUUGAAAACCUUUCUUAGUUCAAUACUGUUGCCCAGAUUGUUCCCCACAAAAUCGCAAAAGAAGUUAAGAGGUUCCUGGCCGGGCGCGGUGGCUCAUGCCUGUAAUCCCAGCACUUUGAGAGGCCGAGGCAGGCAGAUCACAAGGUCAGCAGUUUGAGACCAUCCUGGCCAACAUGGUGAAACCACAUCUCCACUAAAAAUACAGAAAUCAGCCGGGCGUGGUGGCACACUCCUGUAGUCCUAGCUACUCUGGAGACUGAGGCAGGAGAAUGGCUUGAACCCGGGAGGGGGAGGUUGCAGUGAGCAGAGAUCGCACCAUUGCGCUCCAGCCUGGGCGACAAAGUGAGACUCCAUCUCAAAAAAAAAAAAAAGGAGGUUCCUCUGUUCCUUAAGACAUUCUCGUGUUAUUUUCUAAAACCCAUUCGGAAAGUUAUUUCUGAGCUGUUGAAGGCUGUGUGUGCUUGGACUCCUGAGCUUUUGCUGGGGAUGCUCAGCUCGGACUGGGGGCAUGGUCAGCUGGCAGAGUGUUGGGGACCCAGGUCCAUGUCCGAAACCCUCCAUAGCAGUGACCUGGGCACCUGCAGAUCACUGAGUCUGUGCAGAAACCUGGCAGUGGAUCCACCGGGGCCUGAGCACAUGACUCUUGCCUUUCCUCCCUCACCUGGAAGUCACAGGGAAGAUCGAGGUCGUUUUAGUCACUUACAGACUUAGGGAGCACCCACUGUGCAACUCAGUCACAGCUCAGCCCAGCUAAGCACUGCAAAGCCCCAGGACUGUGCUUGGUUCUGCGAUGUGGAAGGAAGACUCUAGUUGGGAUGCAUGCAGCUCAGAGGAAGGAAUGGGCUUAGGUAAAUAAGUCUUGGACGCUGAGAAGAGACAGGGGAGGGGGUCCUGUUUCAGGUAACCCCUCUCCCAAAAUGCCAACAUAAGCAAAAGGCAAGGAGCUGGUGAUUCAGUUACUCAUUCAGUAAAUCACUUUGAAGGCUGGGCGUGGUGGCUUACGCCUGUAAUCCCAGCACUUUGGGAGGCUGAGGCGGACGGAUCACCUGAGUUCAGGAGUUUGAGACCAGCCUGACCAACAUAGAGAAACCCUGUCUCUACUAAAAAUACAAAAUUAGCCGGGCGUGGUGGCGCACGCCUGUAAUCCCAGCUACUCAGGAAGCUGAGGCAGGCAAAUCGCUUGAACCCAGGAGGCGGAGGUUGCGGUGAGCCGAGAUCGCGCCAUGGCACUCUAGCCUGGGCAACAAGAGCGAAACUCCGUCUCAAAAAACAAAACCGUAGAUCACAUUGAGCAGCUAUCACCAGCCCAGCCCCACAGUACUGGUGCCCAGCAUGUAAGUGAGUAGACAAGGCUCUUGCCCUUUAGGAGUUCACACUAUGUGCCAGUGAUAUGGAGAGUAAGUGGUUCAGAGUCCAUAGUGCUCACAGGACUCCCCCUUAGCCCUCACAGGAUACCCCCGCAACUGUACACAUGGGAGCAUCAUGGAAAUGAGUGCAGUGCAGCCUGCUUGUGAGAUGAGGGGUCCAGCUUGAGAGGGGCCAGCAGGGCUGUGGGGUGACAAGGGGUCUGGCUUGAGAGGGGCUGGGCAGGACUGUGGGGUGACUAGAGUGUACAGGUCAGCUUAGGAAAGGGCCUGGCUCCGCCUUCUCAGCUCUUGAAAACUCACCUCUUGGGCUGGGCGCAGUGGCUCCUGCCUAUAAUCCAGCACUUUAGGAGGUUGAGGCAGGAGGAUCACUUGAGGCCAGGUGUUCCAGACUAGCCUAGGAAACAUAGUGAGACCCUGUCUCUACCAAAAUUAAAAAUAAAUUAGCCAGGUGUGGUGGCAUGCACCUGUAGUUAUAGCUACUCAGGAGGCUGGAGGAUUGCUUGAGCCCAGGAAUUCGAGGCUGUAGUGAGCCAUGAUCACCACUGCACUCCAGCCUGGGUUACAGCAAGAACCUGUCUCAAAACAAAAUUUAAAAAAAAAAAAAAAAAAAAGGCUAGGCGUGCUGGCUCAUGCCUGUAAUCCUAGCACUUUGGAAGCCCACAGUGGGAGGAGCACUUGAGCCCAGGAGUUCUAGACCAGCCUGGUCAAUAUAGCAAAAUCCACAUCUCUACAAAAAAUACAAAAUGAGGCCGGGCGCAGUGGCUCAUGCCUAUAAUCUUAGCACUUUGGGAGGCUGAGGCAGGCGGAUUGCACGAGCUCAGAAGUUCGAGACCAGCCUGGGCAACAUGGUGAAACCCUGUCUCUACUAAAAAUACAAAAAAUUAGCCGGGCAUUGUAUGCCUGUAAUCCCAGCUACUCUGGAGGCUGAGUUAGGAGAAUUGCUUGAACCCGGGAGGUGGAGGUUGCAGUGAGCUGAGAUCAUGCCACUGCACUCCAGCCUGGGUGACAGAGCUGGAGUGCAGCUCUCAAAAAGGAAAAAAAAAAAAAAAAGAGCCAGGCAUGGUGGCACAAACCUGUAGUCUCAGCUACUUGGGAGGCUGAGGUGGGAGAACUGCUUGAGUCCAGGCGUUGGAGGUUGACCCUGUCUGUUAAAAAACAAAAAACAAGCCAGGCGUGGUGGCUCACGCCUGUAAUCCCAGCACUUUAGGAGGCUGAGGCGGGCGGAUCACAAGGUCAGGAGAUCGAGACCAUUCUGGCUAACACGGUGAAACCCCGUCUCUACUGAAAAAAAAAAAAAAAAAAAAGCAUUAGCCAGGCAUGGUGGUGGGCACCUGUAGUCCCAGCUACUUGGGAGGCUGAGGCAGGAGAAUGGUGUGAACCCAGGAGGCGGAGUUUGCAGUGAGCCAAGAUUGUGCCACUGCACUCCAGCCUGAGCAACAGGGCAAGACUCUGUCUCAAGAAAAAAAAAAAACAAAACAAGGCUGGGCAUGGUGGCUCAUGCCUGUAUCCCAACACUUUGGGAAGCCAAGGCAGGCGGAUCACCUGAGGUCAGGAGUUUGAGACCACCAGCCUGGCCAACAUGGUGAAACCCCAUCUCCACUAAAAAUAUAAAAAAUUAGCCAGGCAUUGUGGCACGCCUGUAAUCCCAGCUAUCUGGAGGCUGAGGCAAGAGAAUCGCUUGAACCUGGGAGGCAAAGGUUGCAGUGAGCGGAGAUCACGCCACUGCACUCCAGGCUGGGUGACAGAGUGAGACUCUGUCUCAGGACAAACAAAAAAAGACAAAAAUUUUUUUUCUAUUGGAAAAUUUACCUCUCAACACCCCAGCUCCCUCAGAGGUCUCUGGAGUGAACUCUGGUCAGUUAGAAUACCACUUUCACUCUGGCAGCCAUGCCCUCCCAGGCAGCAGUGCCCAUACUCUGCAGUCUUAGGACACUUUUGUAGUUUUAAAAAUUAUUGGCCGGGCGCGGUGGCUCACGCCUGUAAUCCCAGCACUUUGGCAGGCCGAGGCAGGCGGAUCACAAGGUCAGGAGAUCGAGACCAUCCUGGCUAACACGGUGAAACCCCAUCUCUACUAAAAAUACAAAAAAUUAGCGGGGCAUGGUGGCGGGCGCCUGUAGUCCCAGCUACUCAGGAGGCUGAGGCAGGAGAAUGUCGUGAACCCGGGAGGCGGAGCUUGCAGUGAGCUGAGAUCGCGCCACUGUACUCCAGCCUGGGCAACAGAGCCAGACUCCGUCUCAAAAAAAAAAAAAAUUAUUGAGGACCCCAAAGAGUUUUUUUUUUUUUUAAUAUUGGUUAUAUCUAUCAAUGUUUACCAGGAGUAAAACCAAGGAAAUUAGCUGGGCGUGGUAGCACAGGCUUGUAGUUCUAGCUGCUUGGAAGGCUGAGUCCAGGAGUUUGAGACCAGCUUGGGCAGCAUAGCAAGACCCAAUCUCUACACAGCAGUGUAAAAGUCGGCCAUGUGUGGGGGCGCACGCCUGUAGCACAACAGUGUAAAAAUCGGCCAUGUGUGGGGGCGCACGCCUGUAGUCCCAGCUACUCAGGAGGCUGAGGUGGAAGGUUUGCUUGAGCCCAGGAGGUCGAGACUGCAAUGAGCUGUGUUCGCACCACUGCACUCCAGCCUGGGUGACAGUGAGACCUUGUCUUAAAAAACAUUUUUGAGAGUUAGAAGGGCUGGGCGCGGUGGCUCACACCUGUAAUCCUAGCACUUUGGGAGGCCAAGGCAGGUGGAUCACGAGGUUAGAAGUUUGAGACCAGUCUGGCCAAUAUGGUGAAGCCCUGUCUCUACUAAAAAAUACAAAAAUGGUAGCCGGGCAUGGUGGCAUGCACCCUUAGUCCCAGCUACUCAGGAGGCUGAGGCAGGAGAAUCGCUUGAACCCGGGAGAUGGCGUUUGCAGUGAGCUGAGAUCACGUCAGUGCACUCCAGCCUGGUGACAGAGCAAGACCCCGUCUCAAAAAAUAAAUAAAUAAUAAAAAGUCCGACCAAAUGGAAAACAGCUGGAUUCUCAUCAGCACUGCAUUCAGCCCUCCAGGACAGGACACACCGCGGCUUCUGGGAGCCAUGCUGGACCUGAGGGUGAAGAUGAGAGAGGAGGCUCUCACACGGGAGAAGGGCUGUGACCCCUGGGAUCCCAGGGUGGCCCGGCCAUACCUUGAGAACUGCUCCCUGCAUGUGCCUUCUCCAAACCAAGCUCCCAACCCCAGUCUUCCUCCGGGUGACUGGUGACCAGGAGCAGGGACCUGUGCAGGGCUCAGGCGAAAAGGGCAAGACCCUCAUGGAACCCCGAGCAGGGCACAGCCUGGCCUGGGAGGCCUUCUUGCCCUGAAGAUCAGCUCCAUUUGUCCCCUUACCUUGGCGUGGCCAACCCUGGGUGGCCUGACCCCUGGCUUAGUACUCAGCUUCAGGCUGUACCUGGGCCCCAGGGACACUCUCAAAAAGGAUGAGCCUGAGAAUGUGGCUUUCCCUGGUCAGACAUGCUGAGGGCCCCCUGGGCAUGGGCACAGAGCUCAGAGGCCACAGGCUCCUGUGACUGGCAGACCAGGUGCAGAGUCCUGACCCCAGGCAGAAGGUACCCGCCUUUUCUCAGCCCUCCUCAGUGCAGACACAUGAAGGCUCAGGCUGAGUGGCCCUAUAUCUCCAGCCCCUCAUGGAGCUAUCCUGAGGCACCCCUGUGGGUCCAGCCUACUCCCAGCUUCCUCCCUCGUCCUCCUCCUGACCACUCCUUGGUGCCUGUUUAGCUCCCCUCCACCCACCUGUUCUGGUAAACCUCAGACACCUCUUCACACAUUCCACAAACACUGUAUUUGGGGAGGGUCUGUUCUGUGCCAGGUGCUGGGAGGCAAAAGUAACCAGGACAGGGUCCUUAGAGAGACUUACUCUGCAUCGGAAGAGACAAAGCAGGACCACGGUAGCAAGCCCAGAGCAAACAGAAGAGCAGAGCUAUUUUCACAGAGCAAGCUGGGCGUGGCUCACGCCUGCACUCCCAGCACUUCAGGAGGCUCAGGCGGGAGGAUCGCUUGAGCCUAGAAGUUCGAGGCUGCAGUGAGCUGUGAUUGUGCCAUUGCGCUGCAGCCUGGGUGAGGGAACGAGACCCUGUCUCUCAAAAACAAAAUGGCAGAUGCUUUCAUCCAGGGCCCGGCUCCUCACUCUCUGGGGGCUCAGGGCACACCUUGGAAGAAGCCUUGUUAUAGCCUAAACCCAACUCAGUGGAGAAGCUGGGCAGAUGGGAUGAGGAGGGGACAGUGUGCAGAGGCCCUCCCGGCAGGCUUCAGGCAGCCCAGGAGACAUUGCAGGGCCCACUGGGAAUGGGGGCUCUGGGAGCUCCCUAGAGGGAAAGUGGUCCAUGUGUGCGUGGACCUACUGGGCUGGGCUCCCAGGCUCACCUGCCCCACCUGCCGCCUCUGUCAGCGCACACCUGUCUUCCAAGUCAUUCAGCGCCUGCUUAGCAUCAUGCUCUCCCCCACUGUCCACUCCUGGGGGUGCAGGGCUUGUCCGGCUGGGCGCUACAGGUGGGGCACAGGCCCUGGCAGGGGGAAGGUGGGUGAAGACUGCUGAGCAGGAUGGGGAGAGGGCCUGACAGCAAGCUGCCAUCGUGGGGCAGGGGUGCUUCUGGGCCUGCAUCUGAGCAAAGGCUGGGGGAGCAGCACGACCGGGGCCCUCUGGCUUGGCGGGUGGUGAGGGAGCUGGAGGACCAGCCAGGCAGGGCCCCGUGACCGUCCCAGGUGAGGGGGCCUCUGGCUUGGCGGGUGGUGAGGGAGAUGGAGGACCAGCCAGGUGGAGCCCCGUGACCAUCCCGGGUGAGGGGGCCUCUGGGUCUCUGAAGCACUAUCCUUCUGAUGCUGUGAACAGAUGUCCGGGUGGGUAGGGGCAGGGGGGCCCAACUGCAGUCUGGGCGAGAGGUGGUUGGGUGGCUGUGAGGACCAGGGGUGUGAGAAAGGGGUCAGGAAGCCCACCCAAUUGUGCUGGCCUCUUACUGAGAGGGGCCUGGGGAGGUGGGAGUAGAGAAGCCUCUGGCCGGCAGGGGAGUUGCCCGGGGCCUGGUGCCUGGAGGUCAGAGAUAGGAGCGGGUCAGCAAGGAGCCAGACAUCAUAGCCAGAGAAGAUGGUGUGGGGAGGAUGCAGCAUGCUGUCGGAACACAGAGAAGAUGGUGUGGGGAGGAUGCAGCAUGCUCUCAGAACACAGAGAAGAUGGUGUGGGGAGGAUGCAGCAUGCUGUCGGAACACAGAGAAGAUGGUGUGGGGAGGAUGCAGCAUGCUGUCGGAACACAGAGAAGAUGGUGUGGGGAGGAUGCAGCAUGCUGUUGGAACAGGGAGCAGGGGGCGAGCCAGUACCAUGGGCACUGACCUGCGCCCCACAGACAGACGCUGCAGCUGCUGGGACGGUCACAGUCCAGCAGAUGCUAUCGAGGGGUGUCGCCUCCUCGGGCAGAUGGUGUCACCAAGCACUCUGUCUUCCUCUGCAGCUGGUGUAUCCGAAUGACUUCCGGCUCACAGACAAGGAGAAAAGCAGCAUCUGCUACCUGUCUUUUCCCGACUCGCACUCAGGCUGCCUUGGAGACACUCAGUUCAGCUUCCGCAUGCGCCAGUGUGGAGGGCAGAGGAGCCCCUGGCAUGCCGACGACAGGCACUACAACAGCAGGGCCCCUGUGGCACUGCAGAGGGAGCCGGCACACUACUUCGGCUACGUGUACUUCAGGCAGGUGAAGGACAGCUCUGUGAAGAGGGGCUACUUCCAGAAGGCCUUAGGGUCCAGCCCCACCGGCCGCCACCCAGGGAGUUCGGUGUUGGGUUUUCUCCUGUCUAAUAAUUCUGGGGUCCGAGUCAGGCGUUCCCGGGGCAGCUGUCCUGUGAAGUUGGUGGGACGUGCUACCCUGGGCCAGCUCCAGUCUUUGGUGCUGGUGUCCCGCUUGCCCUUUGUCCGGCUGUUCCAAGCGCUGCUAAGCCUCAUCGCCCCCGAGUACUUUGACAAGCUGGCGCCCUGCCUGGAAGCAGUGUGCAGUGAGAUCGACCAGUGGCCGGCGCCUGCGCCUGGGCAGACCCUGAACCUACCUGUCAUGGGCGUUGUUGUCCAGGUGCGCAUCCCAUCCAGGGUGGACAAGUCCGAGUCCAGUCCUCCGAAGCAGUAUGACCAAGAGAACCUGCUGCCAGCCCCAGUGGUUCUUGCUAGCGUCCACGAGCUGGACCUGUUCAGGUGCUUCCGGCCUGUGCUGACUCAUAUGCAGACACUGUGGGAGCUCAUGCUCCUCGGGGAGCCCCUGCUAGUCCUGGCACCCUCGCCCGACGUGUCCUCGGAGAUGGUGCUGGCCUUGACCAGCUGCCUGCAGCCCCUCAGGUUCUGCUGCGACUUCCGUCCCUACUUCACCAUCCAUGACAGCGAGUUCAAGGAGUUCACCACACGCACGCAGGCCCCACCAAACGUGGUCCUGGGAGUCACAAACCCUUUCUUUAUCAAAACACUCCAGCACUGGCCCCACAUCCUCCGAGUCGGGGAGCCCAAGAUGUCAGGUCAGGCUCCCGGAGACCUGCCUAAGCAAGUCAAGCUGAAAAAGCCUUCAAGGUUGAAGACCCUGGACACCAAGCCAGGCCUCUACACCGCUUACACGGCCCACCUCCACCGCGACAAGGCGCUGCUCAAACGGCUGCUCAAGGGCGUGCAGAAGAAGCGGCCGUCAGAUGUGCAGAGCGCCCUGCUGCGGCGGCACCUCCUGGAGCUCACCCAGAGCUUCAUCAUCCCCCUGGAGCACUACAUGGCCAGCCUCAUGCCCCUGCAGAAGAGCAUCACGCCCUGGAAGACUCCCCCCCAGAUCCAGCCCUUCAGCCAGGAUGACUUCCUGCGUAGCCUGGAACAUGCUGGGCCCCAGCUCACCUGCAUCCUCAAGGGCGACUGGCUGGGUCUCUACAGGCGGUUUUUCAAGUCCCCCCAUUUUGAUGGCUGGUACCGGCAGCGGCACAAGGAGAUGGCCCUGAAGCUGGAGGCCCUGCACCUGGAGGCUAUUUGUGAGGCGAACAUCGAGACCUGGAUGAAAGACAAGUCCGAGGUGGAGGUCGUGGACCUGGUCCUGAAACUUCGUGAGAAGCUGGUGCGGGCUCAGGGCCACCAGCUCCCUGUGAAGGAGGCUACGCUGCAGCGGGCACAGCUGUACAUCGAGACGGUCAUCGGCUCCCUGCCCAAAGACCUGCAGGCUGUCUUGUGCCCUCCCUAGAACAGAGCCAAGGGCCACAGUCCCAGGGCCCUAGGUCUGCCUGAGCCUCCCACUCCCCAGUGGUGGCGGCACUGGGCCAAGCACACGCUCCCCUUCCUUGGCCCCCCGCCCAGACUGCAGGCUCCCCUUCCUGCACCACGAUUGUCUCAGCAGUAAAGGCGACAUUUGGAACCACA